This is a messenger RNA of Beta vulgaris subsp. vulgaris (sugar beet), 342 nucleotides long. RefSeq lists its product as uncharacterized. The coding region runs from base 1 to 342 and encodes 113 amino acids. Lineage: Eukaryota; Viridiplantae; Streptophyta; Magnoliopsida; Caryophyllales; Amaranthaceae. The record is from RefSeq and is a predicted model, not a curated record. The transcript has a single exon.
AUGGUGCCUGGCGUUCUUUGGUUAAACAGAACAACAGAAAAAGAGGCGACAGGAGAAAAUCCUUUUAAACUGGCUUUUGGAGCAGAAGCAGUGUUGCCGGUCGAGGUGGGUCUGCCCUCGUACCGAGUGAAAUAUCAGUUGCUUGACGCAAACGAACAAGCUCUCAGGGAAAGUCUGGAUUUCCUGCCCGAAAUAAGGCUCAUGGCAGAAUUGAAAACGGCUGCUUACAAAGACAGAAUCAGUAAAGCCUACAACAAGAAAGUUGGGAAAGGCCAUGAUGUCAAUGAUCUCGUCCUCAGAAGAACAGCUGCCACCGGAAAGCACAUGCUGAAGGGAAGCUAA